Molecule: messenger RNA, 875 nt
Organism: Topomyia yanbarensis
Lineage: Eukaryota; Metazoa; Arthropoda; Insecta; Diptera; Culicidae
Exons: 4
Coding region: 191-760 (189 amino acids)
Source: RefSeq, a predicted model, not a curated record
CUCUUCUCGAUACGAAUAUUUUAGUCCAUUUCGAAAUUUCGCUCCGACCGGUCGCAAUCUCUACGAUGUCCGCGGUGUGAUUUUGUGAUAUUUAUUUUUCUACCCACUGCAGUUAUUUGCAUGUUCGCCGAUUUUCUAGCCAAGAUCAAGGGGCACCCGAAGGAUUGACUUGUUCUUCAUAAAACUCGAUAUGGCAAAACAACACCGGUUCAGUUUCGUGUUCCUGCUACUUAUCAUCGUACACCUAAUAGACGCUACAAUUCCUGCGCUUGAUAACAUCGCCCAAGUUCUGCAAUCUCCUGGAUUUCAACAACUGGUUGCCGCCGAUCCGAUGGUAUCAUCCGAUGAAUCUUCGCCAACGAACAAUGUCGGUGCUGAUAAAACAAAAACACAAAAAGAUUCCGCCCUGAGUCAAGACAUCAAUCCAACCUUGAAGUUGGUUACGCGUGUGUUGGACACGUUACGAUCUCCAACACCAGCUCAAACGCUACUGCGAGUUCCCCAGCUGCGCGCUUUACCGGGAUGUCCACUCUGCGAUGCAUCCGUGUAUAGUUACUGCGAUUAUAAAGUGUACCAUGAUGGCUGCUGCUGUGGAACAAUUAACGGAGCCUACGGGCCCGGAGGUGGUUUCGGAGGGAUAGGAAGUGAUGGAAUCGGUUAUGGAGGCUGCGGAUAUCAAGAGGAUUGCAGUUUCAUCUACGCCAAUUCAUGUUAUGAACAUCAACUAAUAGUAAAUUGUUGCUGCAAUGUUCCUUUCUGAAAAUAAAAAGGAUUUCACACAAAAUACGCUAACAAAUUACAAAAGAUUCCUUCAAGUAUAAAUAUUCUUCAAUCUCUAGAAUUCUUUAUUUCUUUUCAUCUUUCUUUUCAAAGUG